AUGCCGUGCUGUGCCAUGCUGAUCACACCAGCAGUGGGUGCCCGGGAUUGCCUGUGGGCGCUGUGCAGCUACUCCACCCCACAGGUGAUGGUGGUGAGGAACGGGCACCUCGGCACCAGGCACCGUGCGCUGCAGCUCCUCGUCCUGCUUUACUUGGUCAGGCGAGGGCGCUGCGUGCCCAGUGCUGGCGGCACCGAGAAGAGCUCUGAAAUGCUGGCUUGGUGUCCAGCAGAGGAAGUGAGUGUCGGUGAGUCCCUGGCGAAGAUGGCACCACAGUUCCCCAUCCUUAUCAAGAGGAACAUCCACUUCCCCUGCUUCGGCUUCUCCAAGAGCAACAUUCAAGCUGCUGAGAGCAGUUACUUGAAAAGCUGCACCUUCAACACCACCUCUGCCCUUUGCUGCCCCAUCUUCAUGGAGCAGGCGGGAGAGAACUUAAGGGAGCUGGCAGAGAAGGGUGGGGUGGUCAUCAACUGGAACUGUAACCUGGGCCUGCCUGAAACCGACUGCAACCCCCACUACUCCUUCCACCGCCCCGAUCCCAAGACCACUUCAGCUUCCCCUGGCUACAGCUGCAGUCCUGCAUCCUCCUCCUGCCCUCCCUGGAGGUCUGCGAAGUAUUACAAAUGGAAAGGGACCCACACACGAGUGUUGAUCAAGGCCUGUGGGAUCCAUAUUGAUGUCAUCGUGCAGGGCCAGGCAGGGAAGUUUAGCCUGAUCCCCACUGUCAUCAACCUGGCCGUGGCUCUGACCUCGCUGGGAAUGGGCUCCUUCCUCUGGGACUGGAUCCUGCUGAGCUGCAUGAACAAGGACCAGGUGUACAGCAGCAGGAAAUUUGAGCAGGCACCACCCUAGAUCCUGGCCCUGGAGGUUUGGUCCUCUGGGACAGAGCAGUGGCCACGCUGCCAGCAAGGCAGGGCAGGGUGCCUGGGCACGGCUGCAGGCUGGGCAGCAGCAUGUGGCUGGGGCUGCCAGGGCAUCUGGCCCCUCCAGCCAUCUCUCACCCCCGCGGCAGGCUGAAGGUGCCUCAGAGGCUGCUCC
This is a messenger RNA of Rhea pennata, 1038 nucleotides long. Its product is annotated as P2X purinoceptor 2-like. The transcript has 9 exons. Gene Ontology annotation, biological process: calcium ion transmembrane transport; response to ATP. Gene Ontology annotation, cellular component: nuclear inner membrane; plasma membrane; signaling receptor complex. Gene Ontology annotation, molecular function: purinergic nucleotide receptor activity; extracellularly ATP-gated monoatomic cation channel activity. The record is from RefSeq and is a predicted model, not a curated record. Lineage: Eukaryota; Metazoa; Chordata; Aves; Rheiformes; Rheidae. The coding region runs from base 1 to 852 and encodes 283 amino acids.